This is a messenger RNA of Ictalurus punctatus (channel catfish), 1541 nucleotides long. RefSeq lists its product as uncharacterized. The record is from RefSeq and is a predicted model, not a curated record. Gene Ontology annotation, cellular component: membrane. The transcript is spliced from 4 exons. The coding region runs from base 154 to 1044 and encodes 296 amino acids. Lineage: Eukaryota; Metazoa; Chordata; Actinopteri; Siluriformes; Ictaluridae.
GGUGUAAAUCUCAGCACGUGACCGAGACUCAGAAGCGGUCUGUCGGUGUUUCACGGAAGGCAGCGGAAAGAAAUUCCUCUUUAUAUUCAACAGAAACUUGGAGUUUUGGAAUCAUAACACCAAACAAAUGACCAUAUCAUCGUCAAAACUAUUAUGAGUGAGGCCAGAAGCCACCGGGGACACAGGGAGAGGCAGGGUAGGAGCAACAGAGAGAGUCAACAACAACAACAACAACGACAACAACAACACCGGACGCGACCGUCCUCCAACAACAGACCAUCUACUAGGUCCCAGCACAGCACCAGAAACCAGUCAUCCCAAUAUGGUAGAAGGGCGACUUCGGAAGAAGUACACGGCUCGAAGUGUACACACAUGUGCUCCAGGAGGGGUAUUGUGCUGAUGUGCGCAUUUCUGAGCAGCCUGUUGGUGUUGUUCUGUGUCGUGGCUGCUUACGUGACUCAAUUAGGCAUGUCGGUUGCGAAUUUUGGAGGCGGGAGUUUUGUCGACGUCAUCAUCCCGUUUGAAGGGACAGAGCUUCAGAAGGUGCGUGAACUUGACAUGCAGUUUUCACAAAUGAGGGCUCCGGGAAUCUACGGCGGCCUUCCUUUCAGCAUCACCUUCGGUGUGCUCUCGCUCUUUUUUGUCAUGUCGGGCAACAAGCCUGCCCAUGUGCUUUCACGGAAGCUCCUGAUUGCUCAGUUUGCAUUCCAGCUGAUUGGAGCAGUAGCUUAUGUCGUUGCAGUGGGCCUGUAUCUACAUUUUGUGAUCAAGGUGAACUCAACGGAUGUGUGUUUACAGCGUGAACGACUUUACGCACGUAACGGACAGACUUGGAUGAACUGUAGUGUGAAUGGUGGGGAUGCAUCUGUCGCAUUGUUUGGAAUCAUAACGGCCAUUUUGUUUGCCUUGGGAGCCUUUUUUACUGUUAGAACAAUUCACAAUGUGAACCAGACCAAUAAAGAGCGUGUUCACUAUGAAGCAGAGAGACCUAAACAACCACGCAGUACCCAGGACACACUCCUCCAGUCAGGCAUCUAUGUCUGAGCUUCAGUCUAGAUUGAUAUCAUGUUUUGUUUAAUUUUUUUUUUUUUUAAAACCUUUUAUAACAAGCAUAUGAUGAACUUAAGCACAAUGUAGUAAUAUUUUGUCUUUAAAAUCUACUUCUAUAAACUGUAUUUGACUAGACUGUAUAAAAUGUGAAUCAGUAACUAAGUGUAUUAAAAAUGUAAAUAUGUUAAAGUAAAUGCUAAUUGUUAGAAUUUAUGUUCAUUAGUUCUUAAAUUUUGGCUGUUAGGAAUUCUGCUGGUUUCUUUAUACCCUUAAUAUUGUAGCCAGCAGGAGGCAGUAUACACUUGUUGUUGUUUACACAGACUUGAAUACUUAAGUGUUUUUAAUUUUCUAGUCUUAUCUGCCUAAUGUCUAUCUUAGUGCAGGGGUUCUGAAACUUUUUGCAGCCAGGGACCCUUUUACCUUUUUAAAUAUAUAAAUACUAGAAAUUAAGCACUAUAACUACAUGAAUAAAUACAGUUUUAUCAACAUAA